This is a messenger RNA of Acanthisitta chloris (rifleman), 2544 nucleotides long. It is a transcript of the gene ATP10A, whose product is annotated as ATPase, class V, type 10A. The record is from RefSeq and is a predicted model, not a curated record. The transcript is spliced from 13 exons. Gene Ontology annotation, cellular component: plasma membrane. Gene Ontology annotation, biological process: phospholipid translocation. The annotation marks the transcript as partial. NCBI's taxonomy places the organism in Eukaryota, Metazoa, Chordata, Aves, Passeriformes, Acanthisittidae. Gene Ontology annotation, molecular function: ATPase-coupled intramembrane lipid carrier activity; nucleotide binding.
GACUCAGAAUUUGACCCCUUGAAGUUCACCAGUGUCAUUGAAUGUGAGAAGCCAAACAACGACUUAAGUAGGUUUCGAGGUUGCAUUAUACAUAAAAAUGGGAAAAAGGAUGGACUGUUCAAAGAAAAUCUUCUGUUACGUGGAUGUACCAUUAGAAAUACAGAAGAGGUUGCAGGAAUAGUAAUCUAUGCAGGGCAUGAGACCAAAGCUUUGUUGAAUAAUAAUGGACCACGUUACAAACGCAGUAAGCUGGAAAGACAGAUGAAUGCAGAUGUCCUUUGGUGUGUCCUCAUACUUGUAACCAUGUGUCUGUUUUCUGCCAUUGGUCAUGGUCUAUGGGUAUGGCAAUAUGGUGAGAAGAAGAAACCAAUUUUUGAUGUUCCAGGGCCUGAUGGAAAAUAUUUGUCACCUGUUUUAGCUUCAGUAUAUUUAUUUCUGACGGUGAUCAUAGUUUUCCAGGUUCUGAUUCCAAUUUCUUUGUAUGUGUCCAUUGAAAUAGUUAAGAUCUGCCAAGUGUAUUUUAUUCAUCAAGAUAAAGAUUUAUACGAUGAAGAAACAGACUCUCAGCUGCAGUGCCGAGCUUUAAACAUCACUGAAGACUUAGGUCAGGUGCAGUUUAUCUUCUCAGACAAGACUGGGACCCUCACUGAAAACAAGAUGGUUUUCCGAAGAUGCACAGUCUCUGGAAUAGAAUAUUCCCAUGAUGAUAAUGCCAAACGCUUAGCGAUGUACCAAGAACCUGACUCUGAGGAAGAUGAGGCAGCCCCAAAAGGAGGAACUCUGUCCCAGCGUGAUAGUAUCUGCAGCCAUCAGAGCAUCAAAGUGAUGCACAGAAGCCAGAGCACCAAGACCCACCGGCGCACAGGGAGCAGAGCUGAAGCAAAAAGAGCAAGUAUCCUCUCCAAACACACUGCCUUCAGCAGCCCAAUGGAGAAGGACAUCACACCUGACCCACGAUUGUUAGAGAAGGUGAAUGAGUGUGCAAAGCAUCUGGAGGUCAUGAGAAGCCAUGAACAACCAUUAGCCCAUCUGAGUCCAGAACUAUGUGACAUCUUUGACUUCUUCAUAGCUUUGACUAUAUGUAAUACAGUUGUGGUUACUGCACCAAAUCAGCCCCGACAGAAGGUUAGAGACCGAUUUGAACUGAAAUCUCCAGUAAAAACCAUAGAAGGAUUCAUCCGCAGAUUCACUCCAAGUCGCUUGACCUCUGGAUCCAACAGCAGCAGUUCAUCUAGUCUAGCUACAAGCAAAUCAAUGCACAGAUUUGGGUUCAGUGUGCUUUCAUCUACAUCUACUGAGAGCACUUUAUUAAAACUGGAAGAGAAGUUGGCAUACUCUGCACAGACCAACAACAACGGUUACAGCUCCCAGCCAGGCAAGACAGCGGUGGGGAGUGCACCCGAGGAAGGAGAGCUCCGUUACGAGGCAGAGAGUCCAGAUGAAGCUGCUCUUGUCUAUGCAGCAAGGGCAUAUAACUGUUCUCUGGUUGGAAGGCUGUCUGACCAGGUAUCAGUGGAGCUACCUCACCUGGGAACAUUAAGCUUUGAAGUGUUACACACGUUGGGCUUUGAUUCCGUCAGGAAGAGGAUGUCAGUAGUGGUCAGACAUCCUCUGACAGAUGAAAUAAAUGUUUACACUAAAGGAGCAGAUUCAGUUAUUAUGGAUCUUCUUCUACCCUGCUCUUCAGAUGACCCUCGGGGCAAACAUCAAAAAAAAAUCCGAAGCAAAACCCAGAAUUACCUUAAUCUGUAUGCUGUAGAUGGGCUAAGGACCCUCUGUAUUGCAAAAAGAGUUCUCAGCAAGGAGGAGUAUGCCUGUUGGUUAAAAACUCAUUUAGAAGCAGAAUCCUCUAUUGAAAAUCGUGAAGAACUUCUGUUUCAGUCAGCACUGCGGAUAGAGAAGAAUCUGCAUCUGCUAGGUGCAACUGGCAUUGAAGACCGUUUACAGGACGGUGUUCCAGAAACCAUCGCAAACCUGCGCAAGGCUGGGCUGCAGAUUUGGGUUCUUACUGGAGACAAGCAAGAAACAGCUGUUAAUAUUGCCUAUGCCUGCAAGCUACUAGAGCACGACGAGGAAAUCAUCACUUUGAAUGCUGAAUCACCAGAGACAUGUGCUGUCUUGCUGGAACAGUGUCUGCAAUGCGUAGAGUCUAAAUUUUCAAACAACGCAAUAGACGAAGCUACUGGAAACAUGACUGUUGGGUUCACAUCCACUCUCUAUCCAUCCUCUUCCUGUGUGCUUUCCAGCUUGGGCCUAGUGAUUGAUGGAAGGACUUUAGCUUAUGCCCUGGAACCUACACUAGAAGAUAAAUUUCUUGCACUAGCCAAGCGAUGCCGUUCGGUACUGUGUUGUCGCUCUACCCCACUCCAGAAGAGCAUGGUGGUGAAACUAGUCAGAGACAAACUCAAAGCAAUGACCUUGGCAAUAGGUGAUGGUGCUAAUGAUGUCAGCAUGAUCCAAGUGGCAGAUGUUGGCGUGGGGAUCUCUGGGCAGGAAGGCAUGCAGGUAAUGUUGCCAUUGAUUGGAAAGCACUCCCAUGGAAGG